This is a messenger RNA of Papilio polytes (common Mormon), 1188 nucleotides long. It is a transcript of the gene MED8, whose product is annotated as mediator of RNA polymerase II transcription subunit 8. Gene Ontology annotation, molecular function: transcription coregulator activity; RNA polymerase II cis-regulatory region sequence-specific DNA binding. The transcript has 4 exons. Gene Ontology annotation, cellular component: mediator complex; core mediator complex. The record is from RefSeq and is a predicted model, not a curated record. The coding region runs from base 151 to 900 and encodes 249 amino acids. Gene Ontology annotation, biological process: regulation of transcription by RNA polymerase II. NCBI's taxonomy places the organism in Eukaryota, Metazoa, Arthropoda, Insecta, Lepidoptera, Papilionidae.
AGCUGUCGUCGAUCCCAGUUAUUUUUAGUGCCCUAUAUAUUUUAUUUAUUUAGUUGAAAUGUAUUUAAUUUUAAGUGAAAUCAAUGAAAUAAUCAUUAUUAGGACUUAAUUAAUCCAGUCUUUUUAAAGUUGUAAUAUAAACCUAUAAAAAUGCAACGUGAAGAAAAACAAUUAGAAGCAACUUUACAUGCCAUAUUAAAUCGUGUUAAUGAUCUUAAAACAGCUAUACAAGCGCUAAUAUCAAAAUUAGAAAAUGAAUAUGAAACUAUUAAUUGGCCGACUUUUCUUGAUAACUAUGCCAUUUUAUCAGGACAUCUGACUGGUCUAAGCAAAAUUCUUCAGUCUGAAGUGGCUCCGUCGUUACGAUCUGUGGUGGUUCUCCCAUUACAAUUGGGGUGUGAACGAGAUGAAGCUUUAGCUCGAUUGACUGAAGGCCGUGUCCCUGCAUGCACACAUGACUUAGUACCCGAUUUACUACGGACAAAACCAGAACCUCAAGCUGAACAACGUCUUCAACAAUUUAACCACAAAGCCAGCACACUCAGUCAUGAUACUGCACAGAAACAAGUGGCACAGUUUACCAAAGUUAUAAGCCAUGUGUGGGAAAUAAUAUCUAAGGGUCGUGAAGAUUGGGAGGGAGAAUCUAUGAGAUCAGCAGGUAUGCAGCCUACUCAUAGUAUAGCCGAUACACAUGCAUUAGUCACUGCCGUAGGAACAGGAAAAGGUCUUCGUCCCGGCAUGCCUUCUAUGGGACCUUCUGGAGUGGGAGCACCUGGCUUAGGACCCUCACGUGGACCAGCGCCUCAACUCGGCCCUGCCACAGCCGCUAUGCCCAAAGCACCCUCUGCUAUUAAAACAAAUAUAAAGGCAGCUAAUCAGAUUCAUCCAUACCAGCGAUAAUUAGUUUGGUAUUUUUACCAUACUACAGAGAGAGCACAUAUAUGCAUACAAACUGUUUCAAUGUGACCUGUAGUAGAUUAAGGGCUGUCCCACUAAAUUGUAAAAUGUCCGAUAACAAUCGAAUGUGUAAAAUAUGUGAUAGAAAUAUUUUCAUCCCUUUCUGACAAUGUGAUAUUUAAGCUAUCUGAGCCUCUAUUAGCAAGGGGUGGGACAGGCCUUUAAUGGAUUAAUUGAUUUUUUAAGUAAUGUGUUCAAUUGGAGUUUUGGCUAUUUUUUUAAAUAACUCAU